Molecule: messenger RNA, 1826 nt
Organism: Lolium perenne
Lineage: Eukaryota; Viridiplantae; Streptophyta; Magnoliopsida; Poales; Poaceae
Biological process (GO): retrograde transport, endosome to Golgi; endosome organization; receptor recycling
Cellular component (GO): early endosome; recycling endosome; trans-Golgi network
Source: RefSeq, a predicted model, not a curated record
AUCGAGCUGGAAAGGCGGGUUUGAGCUUACGAGUCCAUCGUAGUUGGCAGAAGCUUCUUGUCGGUUUCGCAGUUGCUAAAUCAUUUUCCGGGCAUCGUUCGUCCGAUCCUCUUCCCUCCCUUCCCCGAUCCGGCCAUGGCCUCCAAUGGGAGCAGCACGAUGGUAGGGGAGAUGGAGAGCAGCUUGGAGCGGGUCAGGCGGCAGCUCUCUUCCACCUCCAGCCGUCAUAUCCUCCAGGGCCCUCUCUUGAAGCGAUCCGACACACUAAAAAAAUGGAAUGAACGGUGGAUUAUACUUGACCCAGCAACUGGAAAGAUGGAAUACAAGGUCCGUAGAAGCGACACUGCUGUGAGGGGAAUGAUUGUGUUCGAUUCGACAAGCACUGUGACUUUGUCACCAACGAACUUUCAUGGACUGCCAAAAUAUGAAGGAUGCUGUGUCUAUAUUGGAACUCCACAGAAAAGGGAGUACUUUCUUUGUGCAGAAACUCCCAGCGCUGCAAGAGCAUGGGUAUCUACUUUACAUGCAACUCAGUUGGUCCUACAGGCUCAUAAACAGGCAGUCAAUUCAUUGGGUGGAAAUGGUUCUGCAAAAUUAGGAACAGUUGCUACUGCUGUGGCCGUGGCUAAUGCAACUGCAAUUGAAGCAUCCAAAGAGGUAGAGGCAGCGAUGAAGAUCUCCUUGCGGGCAGCUUUAGGCUCAACUACAAAUAAACUUAGUAGAGGUCAAUUAGAUGAUCUCACAAUCAUGAUGGAGACCCUUCGAGUUAAAGAUGAUGAACUGCACCAGCUAUUGCAGGAUAUCCGUGCACGCGACUCCACCAUCAGGGAGAUUACAGAUAAAUUACACGAGACUGCUGAGGCAGCCCAAACUGCUGCUUCUGCUGUUCAUUCAAUUGAUGAGGCGAGAAGAAUUUUAUCUUCAGAACUUGAAUGCCUGAAACAAGACCAGGAAAAUCAAGUUGAAUUGUCUUUGCUUAGGUUAAGGGAAUCAGAAGAAAAGGCAAAGCUGCUUGCUGAAGAAAGAGAGCAUUUACUAAGGCAGAGAGAUUCUGCUCUGCAAGAAGCUCAGAUGUGGCGCUCUGAACUAGGAAAAGCUAGAGGAAAUGCUGUCAUUUUAGAAGCAGCUGUAGUCAGAGCCGAAGAGAAAGCUAGGGUUUCAGCAGCCGACGUUAACAUCCAUAUAAAGGAAGCUGUGAGUAAACUCGAGUUUGCCACGAAAGAAAAGGAAGAACUCCUAGCUCUCGUGGAUGCUCUACAAUCACAAAUACAAAGGCAAGAGACUAGCACAAAACAAGUUUGCGAGGAGAGGUCGGAGAUAUGCUCCACUUCUUCGAAGUGCAUGGAAAUGGAAGACGAUAACGUGGAUAAGGCUUGUUUAAGCGAUACAGAUCCGAUACCCAUUGCGGAGAACAUAGUUGAGUUGGACGACGAGGGAGUCGAUAUACGCACUAUUGGGGACACGGAGUGGGAAAAUUCUCAUUCCUCUGAAGUAUCUGAUGUAAGGGAGGUGACCACAGAACCUGAAGAAAAUAGCCAUUCCUCCGAACUAUCUUUUGUAAGGGAAGUAACCACAGAACCUGAAGAAAACAGCUUGGAUAUUCCUGUUGAUAGCCAACCAGCUGCUGAGAAUACUUUCCAAGGCUAGUCUGUUUUUUUUUUCCAUUCUUGUGCUCCACAUCUACUUUUUUUUUUCCGGUUCACCGUGAACAUUCUUGUAAUCUUAUUCUAUUUCUGCAUUGAGGCCCUGGAUUUAGAGCUCCUUAAGCAGGGUUUGCUCCUCUGUAAAUCUGAGUGAAACGAGAAUAGUUCAGCUGUGUUUGUCAA